AUGGAGAAGACGGUGAGCGUGAACGUGAGAGCGGAGAUGGAGAAGCUGAGCCCGGAGCAGUUGAAGGCAGUCAAGGAACAAACUGAUUUGGAAGUCAAUCUUCUUCAGGACUCCCUCAACAACAUCCGUACAGCCACCACUCGCCUCGAGAUCGCCUCCUCCGCCCUCCACGACCUCUCCCUGCGCCCUCAGGGCAAGAAGAUGCUCGUCCCUCUUACGGCGUCCCUUUAUGUCCCCGGCACCCUCCACGACGCGCACCAAGUCCUCGUCGACGUCGGCACCGGUUACUUCAUCGAGAAAACCAUGCCUCAGGCCAAAGAUUACUGCGAACGUAAGAUCAGCUUGCUCAAAUCUAAUUUUGACCAGCUUGUCGAGGUUGCUUCUAAAAAGAAGAGCAUCUCGGAUGAAGCUGGGGCAGUUUUGCAAGCCAAGUUGAAGCAGUUGGCUCCUGCAACAUAG
Messenger RNA from Prunus armeniaca (apricot), 459 nucleotides. NCBI's taxonomy places the organism in Eukaryota, Viridiplantae, Streptophyta, Magnoliopsida, Rosales, Rosaceae. The record is from the annotation of a GenBank genome assembly.